Molecule: messenger RNA, 824 nt
Organism: Cuscuta epithymum
Lineage: Eukaryota; Viridiplantae; Streptophyta; Magnoliopsida; Solanales; Convolvulaceae
Source: the annotation of a GenBank genome assembly
UAAAAGUACAGCAGCAAAAUAAAGCAAGAGAAACUGCCCGGAUAUUUUCGUCAUUUUCACUUUCUACAAACAAGGAAAUCCGCCUCCACUUUCCUCCAAUCCCCGCUCCGUUUUCUUCCCUUCCGCUACGAAACUAAAUUCAUACUCAACUUGAAUCGAUCGAUCGAUCGAUCCUUCAAUCGAAUGAAGAAGUUAUUGACUUGUGCAAGGAGGAGGAAGAGCGGCGACAGUGGCGGCGGCGAAGAGACGGAAUCGAGACUCACGGAGCCGGAGAUGGACGCGGCCUUGCAGCUGAUUCAGCUCAGCGGCGAUUCCGACAGCGUACGGUACUGCAACAACGCCGGAGAUGAGGAGAGCGUCACCGCUGACGCCGCCUCCGAUAAUAACGAUCUCGAUGAAGCUGCCUUGGAGGCUUUCCCGCGGCCGAGGAAACGGAAGUUCCGAUCCGUCGUCGAUCUCUAUCAGGUCACGAAGCCCGUCCGCAAUAAAUCCAAUAAGAAGCCUGCAACUGGUAAGAAUUUCAGGAACUAAUUCGUGUUAUUGCUAUUCGUGUUAUCUGCUCUUCGUCCGGAAAAGAUAACCUACUGGCUUUUGCAGCAGCUAGAUGUAAUUAUUAAGAAAUUACUGUAUGUAUUAUUACAACAAUAAGAAUAAUACCAGUAGUUAUUAGUACGUAGCUUCCGUUUAAUUAAAGUUUUUUUUUAAAUUCCGUUUAAUUAAAGUUAACAUGUGAUUAUCCAUAUUUUGUACUCCGUCUGAAUUCUGAAACUAUGAAGAUGAUGUACUCCUCUAUUCUCGCUAUAUUUUACUCUCUUUUUGGCACA